AUGACAGUCGAUGAAUAUUCAAAAUUAAUAGCCAAAUGGCAAGAAGCAUAUUAUGCAUGGAAUAACAGUUAUGUUACUUAUUAUAAUAUGAUGAUGUUUAAUUCAUUGGUACAACAACUACCUGUUCUUACAGGUGUUAAUCUUCUUACAACGACUACUGAAAUAAAUCAUCCAGUACCUGUUGAUCCUUUAGCAGAUAUUAGAAAUGCACGUUUAAAAGUUGCAUCAAUCUGGCGUCGUUUUCUAGCUGAAGCAAUUGAUUUUAUUCUUUUACAUGCAUUUAAAAUUCUUAUCAUAUUUAUUCUUUCAAAUUAUUUACAUUUAAUUGAUGCAAGUCGACUUACACUUAAUUAUAUGAUAUCAAGUUUAAUUUAUGAUGAAACUCUAUCAUUUCCAAUUGAACUUAUUUGUGUUGAACUUGCAUAUUUAAUAGGAAGCAUUGCAUUUGAGAGUUUUUGUCUUACACGUUAUGGUGCAACACCAGGUAAACGUCUUUUUCGUUUACGUGUUCUUAAAUGUGAUCAUCUUCAAAUACAAGAAAAUGGUGAUGUUACUAUUGAACCUGGUACAAUACUUGAUAGUGCAGCAGCAUUAACUCGUUCAUCAUUUAAGACUCUUAUGUCAACAUUUUUAUUUCCAGCUAUUAUUGUUGCUUUAUUAACAUCACAAAAUCGUCAAACAAGUUAUGAUAUGGCUGCUAAUACUGUUGUUGUUGAAUUUCAACGUCGACAGUAA
Rotaria sordida is the source of this 735-nucleotide messenger RNA. Lineage: Eukaryota; Metazoa; Rotifera; Eurotatoria; Philodinida; Philodinidae. The record is from the annotation of a GenBank genome assembly.